AUGGUUCAACGACUGGUCUUUAGAAGACGACUGUCUUAUAACACAAAAUCCAACAGGAGGCGAAUCGUUCGCACUCCUGGUGGUAAAUUGGUAUACCAAUACCUCAAAAAACCCAAGAAGAUCCCAAGAUGUGGACAAUGUAAAGACAAACUGAGAGGUAUUCUUCCAGCUAGGCCCCAAGAGAGAUCCCGUUUAUGUAGAAGGAAGAAAACCGUAAAGAGGGCUUACGGCGGUGUCUUGUGCCACAAAUGUGUAAAGGAAAAGAUUGUAAGAGCUUUCCUUAUUGAGGAACAGAAGAUCGUUGUUAAAGUUCUUAAAGCCCAACAAGCUGUAAUUAAAACUAAGAAAUAG
This is a messenger RNA of Psylliodes chrysocephalus, 351 nucleotides long. Lineage: Eukaryota; Metazoa; Arthropoda; Insecta; Coleoptera; Chrysomelidae. The record is from the annotation of a GenBank genome assembly.